AUGGACGCCUCCUCCCUCCGCAUCUCCAAGUUCGAUGGAACUAACUUCCACGCCUGGAAGUUCAAGAUGCAGAUGGUGCUGGAGGAACGGGACCUAUGGGAGGUCGUCAGCGGUGAGAUCAAGGCGGAACAGUGCGAGACUCAGUUGGACCAAGCGACGUACAAGAGGAAGUCAAGAAAGGCGAUGGCAGUGAUCUGUCUAGCCAUGGAAGAUUCCCAGCUACCGUUGGUCCGGUCGGCAAGUGGUGCAUGCGACGCAUGGUCAAGGUUGGAAGACCACUUCGAGAAGAAGAGUCUUGCCAACAAGCUGUUCUUGCGCCGUCGCUUCUUCACGACAAUGAUGGAAGAAGGCGACGAUGUGCUCGAACACAUCAACAAGCUCAAGACGCUGGCGGAACAGCUAGAAGCGGUGGGGGCUCCAGUCUGCGAGGACGAUCUGGUGAUCACACUCCUCGGCAGCCUGAGUGACUCGUAUCAAUUCUUGAUCACAGCUUUGGAGUCGCGCUCAGACACUCUUAGCUGGGAGCUCGUGACGUCUCGACUGCUUCAUGAAGAAAUGAAGCGGAAGGAGCAAGGAAGUAAAGGUGAUGAAGCUUCGCAAGGUCAAGCGUUCAUCACAAGGGACAAUCAGCGCAAAGGGCGACCAGUGAAGAAGUCCUGGCCGUGCCACAAUUGCGGAAAGAUUGGUCACUGGAUGGCGGAGUGCCCCUCGCGCAUCCAAGAAAACACGGAGAGACACCGGCCACAGCGUGCUCAAGACAGCGGCGACCGCUAUCGAUCACAACGUGCAAACGUCGCUCAAGAAGAAGACUCGGGCGACUACCUCUUUUCGAUCGGUGAAACGACAUCUGCGAAAUCGAGCGACAUCUGGCUGGUCGACUCCGGGGCGACGCAGCACAUGACGUGCUCCAAGAAGUUCAUGCGGAACUACAAGGGGUUUGACGCUGUGGAUGUCCAUCUCGCGGAUGAUGGAAUCGUCCAAGCAAUCGGCAGUGGGGACAUUGUCAUGUCGAUGAAGACACCCCAAGGGAUGAAGAAAGGUGUGCUCACAAACGUGUGGCACAUCCCCAAGUUAUCCAGAAACCUGUUCUCGGUCGGCCGCUUCACCAAGGAUCGUCGGCCCAGUGACGUUCCGAGUUCGAGUAGGAUGGGUGCUAUGGAGAAGCGAAAGGCGCAAGUGGAAAAAUGGUGCAAGCGCAGUAAGGACUGUUCAAGCUGCAAAUGA
Molecule: messenger RNA, 1224 nt
Organism: Peronospora matthiolae
Lineage: Eukaryota; Oomycota; Peronosporomycetes; Peronosporales; Peronosporaceae
Source: the annotation of a GenBank genome assembly